AUGUCAUCGUGGCAGGCAUCGGCUGCUCAGGCAAUAUGGUUCAUCUGCUUGAAGGACCUCAGCCCUACGGACUUCACGGCAUUCACGGCAGGUCACUCCCGAUUUGCGCUGGGCGUCAAGAUGGGACGUCCCGACCUCAAUGUGAUCGUUGUAGCGGGCGACGGCGACUUCCUGAGCAUCGGCAACGAGCACAUCGCUCCGCAGGCAGCGCGCAAUCUCGAUGUCACGGUCGUCAUUAUGGACAAUGCCGUUUAUGGGCUUACAAAGGGACAGAGUUCUCCCACGACAAAGCUGGACGCCAUCACCAGUUCCACGCCAUUCGGAAAGCCUGAAGCUAAGCUUGACCCACUUGCCCUCUAUCUGACUCUCGGUGUGUCAUACAUUGCAUCCCAUGUGUCCACAAAGGUCAGGGACUUGGGCACUACCAUUGCAGACGCGAUGAACCACAAGGGCUUUUCCAUCGUGCAUGUGCAGUCGCCUUGCACCACCUACAACAACACCUUCAUGGAACUGAAGGGCAAUGUGCGGCAGGGCAUCCCGCCACUCGCGUGGGACAUCCCGGAGCAGCACGAUCCCAGCGACUAUGAGGCCGCUCACGAAUUAAUCAACCAGGGCGGCGUACCUGUGGGCGUCAUUUACAAGGACACCGAUAGGCCCUCCUUCCAGGAUCGCAUCGACGUCAUCAACGACAAGUCGUUCUCGCGGCAGGUGGAGAAUAUGAUCGAGUCCUACGCCAUUUAG
Geodia barretti is the source of this 741-nucleotide messenger RNA. NCBI's taxonomy places the organism in Eukaryota, Metazoa, Porifera, Demospongiae, Tetractinellida, Geodiidae. The record is from the annotation of a GenBank genome assembly.